UGCUUAAAGCGAAAAGGCUCCUUAACUUUGUUGUUUCUGAGCUCAGACAAGCUUUUUCUUCAUCACCACGACUCGAAAAGUCCUUUCAGCUCUUAGCCUGAAGAGAGAGAAGCAUGCUCCGCUGCAGGAGGUGUCGGAAAGGCAUCGUAGACUCAACAUGUUUGUCAAUGGUUGAGGCCACAGAUGAAAGCUCAGCUGCUGUUUGCAGUAUUUGGCACGUGAAUGUUGACACGCUGCCAGAGUGGAUACUGACCUCAGUUCACCAGGCCCAGUGGACUGUAGGAAAACUCAACUGCCAGAACUGCGGAGCUCGUUUGGGCGGCUUCAACUUCAUCAACCGCAGCGAGUGUCCCUGCGGACGAGACGCCGCAGUCCACUUCAACAAAAGCAGAGUGGACCGAGACCACAAACACUACGUCCUCAUCGUCCAGCCGAGGAGGACGAGGCCUGAGAAGCAAGCGGCGGGUCUGCUGACGGACGGCUCUCAGAGCAGAGAGCAGAGGCCUGAUCUUACCAGGACCCCUCUGGACAGCUUACAGCUGAACUGUGCUGCUGUCAUGUCCCACAUCAGCCCUGCCGAGGCCUCCAAUUCUCUGACUGACAGUGAACACAGCCAGUCGUUCUCCUUCAGCCCUCUGUACUGCAUCUCCCACAGGAGACGCUGCAGUUUAGAGGACGACACCGCCAUCAGGUCCUCGUGUUUUUGCCCUUCAGUCAAAUCUGCUGCUGAGAGUACAGGGAGCCACGAGUCGACACAGUCAGCGGUCUCGUAUCCCACAAGUCAACAGUUUGACACUAGUGGCGAGGCGUCCGUCAACGCUGUCGCCUGCCGUUCAUUUGUUCCUGGAAGGACGCGGUCACCUCUGGGUGGACGGCUGCUGAGAACUGUAGAGGAGGUGGAGUCUUCUCCAGAGACCACGGCCGUCCACGAGGACGUGUCUGCUCCAGCCCUGUUCCUCAGAGGGAGGUCCAUCUCUGACAGUGUGGCCGAGCAGCACGAUGAGGCCACGCCUCCAGCCUCUUUAGGCUCCCCCGCCUCAAGCAGGCUGAGCAAAAGAGAGAAGAACCGCCUGAAGAGUCUCCGGAGGAAACAGAGGAGGAGAGAGCGGUGGCUGCACAGCCAGCUGGAGCAGGCUGAGAGUGUGAGCGGGUCACUGCUGGACAGUGAGGAGGAGGACAGAGAGGGCCUGACCUGCGCCGUGUGCCUGGACGUCUACUUCAGCCCGUACAGCUGUCAGCCCUGCGGACACGUCUUCUGCGAGCCGUGUCUCCGCACAAUCGCCAAGAACCGACCGACCAACACACCCUGCCCUCUCUGCCGCACCCUCAUCUCACACACCAACUUCCACAAAGAGCUCAAUCAAACAGCCAAGACCUUCUUCCCUAAAGUGUACUACGCCCGCAAGCAGAACUUCCAGAGUGCUUCGUGUGCUAAAUGGCCUCUGCCCAGCUGUCGCAAACGCUUCCGGACCUUCUGGGGAGAGCACAGACAGGCAGCGGCGGCAGCAGGGAGACGCUGGCACUUCGUCCACGGAGGUUUCACGCUGGAUGCUUUGGACUUCACCGAUAUGCGCGGCUGGCUCUUUGACAUCGGCCUGGUCAUCGUCUACAUCCACUCAGUCAACUGGAUCCUGGCCUUCCUCUUCCUGUGUUUCCUCAUGUACUACUUCUUCCUUUGAGGAGUGGUUGAGAGUUUGCAGUGCAGGUUUAUCUGGAAAGUUUACAAUAACUGACUGAAAAGUAACUUGUGAGAAUUUGAACAGAGCUUUUUUUUUUGCCAGUAUUAAGUAAUCAUGGUGUAAGUGCAAUAAUGAACUCUGAGGUGUUCUGAUAUACAGAAAUAAUGGACAAGACUGAAGGACAAAAAUAUACCACUGCCUGAAGCAGAGUGGCAUCUUCUGUUAAUUAUGUUACUUUGGACAUCAGGAAAACCUUGUCAAACGCAUGGUGUUUGGUAGUGAAACCUUUGGUUUCUGGUAGAACUAUUUGGUAUUAACGGUAGUGAUGAUCAGACGGCGGGAAAAGAUUGAUGAAUGAUGCAUGAUGUAAUCCGACACUUUUUUUUUAACAAGGAAUAGUUAAAUAUUUUGUGGAAAUAUUCUUGUUCCCUUUCUUUCAGAGAGGUAGAAAAUCAAUACGAUUCAUGUCUGUGCAUAAAGUACAGUGUUGGUGCCGGGGGGCAAUUAGCCUAGCUUAGCAUGAAGACUGGAAGCAGCUAGAAUAACAGUAGAAGUUGGAAGUUAUGCGUUGAAACAGUAUUUCUCGGCAAAAGAAGCUGGGUGCAGUGACUGCACAGCUUCCCAUGUGCAGUUUGAAAUAUUGCAUUAGAAAAGCUGUAUGGAAAGGUGAAAUUUAAAAUUAAAUGACCACAUUUCUUACUCAAACUCUGUACUUAAAGGGAUAGUUCAGGAUUUUGGACAUUAAGUUGUAUGAAAUUCUUGCCAGAAGUGUAGUGGCUGCAAAGCUAUUAGUAGUGAUGUGCCAAUGAAGCCUCAUGAACCAUUCUCUUUAUUUUCUGAGACCACUAGAUGGUGCUAUUGGUUUAAAGAAAAAGGCUCAAGCAAUGGUUAUUGAGUG
Molecule: messenger RNA, 2577 nt
Organism: Centropristis striata (black sea bass)
Lineage: Eukaryota; Metazoa; Chordata; Actinopteri; Perciformes; Serranidae
Gene: rnf180b
Product: ring finger protein 180b
Exons: 8
Coding region: 114-1679 (521 amino acids)
Biological process (GO): positive regulation of proteasomal ubiquitin-dependent protein catabolic process; serotonin metabolic process; protein polyubiquitination
Cellular component (GO): endoplasmic reticulum membrane
Molecular function (GO): ubiquitin conjugating enzyme binding; ubiquitin protein ligase activity
Source: RefSeq, a predicted model, not a curated record